This is a messenger RNA of Entelurus aequoreus (snake pipefish), 6410 nucleotides long. It is a transcript of the gene mettl26, whose product is annotated as methyltransferase like 26. The coding region runs from base 165 to 821 and encodes 218 amino acids. The record is from RefSeq and is a predicted model, not a curated record. NCBI's taxonomy places the organism in Eukaryota, Metazoa, Chordata, Actinopteri, Syngnathiformes, Syngnathidae. The transcript is spliced from 7 exons.
UGACUACUCACGUGACACUGGACAAUACGGAAGUUGAGGGGUUUUUCUAGCAACAACAAAAAAACAAGCGGAGCUUCACUCCCGGUUCCGGUGAACAUUGUGUCCUGGCGUGGCUUCGAGCUUUUAAACGCAUUACCCGACCUUUGUACCCGGGGUUUAACAAGAUGCUGAACGCCGCCGCCGCAGAGAGAAACAAGGAGCCUAUCCUGGCGGUGCUCCGGGGCUGCGUGAACACCGACAGGCGGCUGUACGCGCUGGAGAUAUCCUCCGGUACCGGACAGCACGUGGUGCACUUCGCCCGGGCGCUACACAACAUCACAUGGCAGCCGUCAGAGUUCGACCAUCGAUCAUUGGCCAGUAUAGAAGCCUAUCGCGCCCACAACCAGCUGGACAAUGUGAAGCCCGCCAUCCUUCUGGAUGCUUCUGUGGCUCAUCAGCACUGGGGAGGGAUCCAACCGGAGAGCCUGGAUCUGGUGCUCAACAUCAACAUGAUCCACAUCUCCCCCAUGGCUUGUACGGAGGCAGGUACACCUGCACUACACGGUAACAUCCAAGAGGGUUUGUUCAAAGGGGCUGGAGUGGUGCUGAAGCCCCAAGCCAUGCUCCUGACCUAUGGGCCCUACGCUGUUAAUGGCGACAUCACACCACAAAGCAAUGUUGAGUUCGACAUAGGCCUACGGCAAAGGAACCCAGAGUGGGGGCUUAGGGACGUCUCCCUCCUCAAAUCUCUCGCAGAAAUGAAUGGUUUAUUCCUGGAGAAAAUUGUGGACAUGCCGGCCAACAACAAAUGUCUCCUUUUCAGGAAGGAGAGUUUGGUAUGAAGUGUCGUUCCUUUAUGGGACUGCUCAGAAGGAGGGUGAAAAGCGCCUUGAAUGCACUCAAACUUGCAUGUUGCCAAAUUCACUCAUUAGGAUGAAUACAUACACAGCCAGAAUGAAUGUAUCCUAAGUCUGUAAAACUACAUCACUGCACACCAGUAAAAUAACUCCUUUCAGCAGGAUUUAUUGUCUUUGCCUCUUUGCUGCUAGUCCAAUGAUAUUUACAAUGAUAUAUGUACAGUUAACCUUAAAGAGAUACAUAUGAGCUGCACUUUACAUAUUUAGGCAUACAUAUAAAAACACCAUUAAGAAAGAACACAACAAUAAUGUAAAAAAAUAUAUAGUUUACAGUGGUACUUCAAUGCCGCAGAAUAAUAAGCAAGCUAACAUAUUUUUUUUUAACCUGCUGUUUAAUGACUGAGAGGGCAUUUAAAAGGGAGUAAAGUCUUGUCGGAAAUUUUUGUCUAACACAAAAAGCGAGGUAGAAUUUUGGAAAGCGGAAUGGUACAAAAAGCUUGGUACAUUUUGGGCGAAAAUUCUCAUCGAAAACCCAAAUUAUAAGAUAAGUGCUGUCAAAAACCCAAAUUAUAUGAAAAACAGGAUACAAGAAUGGUAAAAUCAAUCAAAAACCCAAAUUGUUAAAAAGGAACAUUUUCGCCCAGCACAAAACGUCAGGCAACAUUUUGUGGAAAAUAUUCCUCGAAAACUUGAAUCAUACAAAAAGCUAAGUAAAAUGUUAAAAAAAAAAAUCUUCAAACCCGAAUCCUAAGAAAAAAGGGGGAAAAGUUUGGCAUACAUUUUUGGUCAAAACCAAGUCAUAUGAAAAAAUGGGGAAAAUGCUCGUUAAAAACCUUCAUCAUACAAGAAGCCGAGUGAAAUUUUGGCAGAAAUUUUCAUUGAGAACAGAAUGGGACAAAAAAAGUGGUAAAAUAAUGGCUACAUUUUUAGUCUGAGAUGAAAUGCGAAGCAAAAGUUUGUAGAAAUGUUUCCUUAACAACUGGAAUCAUACAAAAAGCAGGGUCAUGUGUUGGAGAAAAAUGUUGUUAAAAACCUAAAUAGAAAAAGGGGAUAAAGGUUUGGCAAAACUAUUUGGUGAACACAAAGAGCAAGGCAAAAUGUUGUGGAACAUUUUCCUUUAAAACUUAAAUCAUACAAAAAGCAAAGUAAAAAUGUUGCUUUCUUUUUCUUCAAACCCGAAUCCUAAAAAAAAAAGGGGUAAAAGUUUGGCAUACAUUCUUUGUCAAAACCAAGUAAUAUGAAAAAAGGGGUAAAAUAACACCUACAUUUUUAGUCUGAGGCGAAAUGCAAAGCAAAAGUUUGUAAAAAUGUUUCCUUAAGAACCGGAAUCAUACAAAAAGCAAGGUAACGUGUUAGAGAAAAAUGCUGUAAAAAACCUAAAUAGAAAAAGGGGGUAAAGGUUUGGCGAACACAAAAAGCCGGGCAACAUUUUGUGGAACAUUUUCCUUAAACUUGAAUCAUGCAAAAAGCAAAGUAAAAUGUUGCAUUUUUUUUCUUCAAACCCGAAUCCUAAGAAAAAAGGGGUAAAAGUUUGGCAUACAUUUUUGGUCAAAACCAAGUCAUAUGAAAAAAGGGGGGAAAUUAUAUUGAAAAUGCUCCUUAAAAACUGUAAAAAGCCUAGUGAAAUUUUGGCAGAAAUGUUCAUCGAAAACAGAAUCGGACAAAAAAAAGGGGUAAAGUAACAUCUACAAUUUUAGUCGGAGAUGAAAUGCGAAGCAAAAGUUUGUAGAAAUGUUUCCUUAAGAACCGGAAUCAUACAUAAAGCAGAGUCAUGUGUUGGAGAAAAAUGUUGUAAAAAACCUGAAUCAAAAAAGGGGAUAAAGGUUUGGCGAAACUACAGGUAUGUGUCGAAUACAAAAAGCAGGGCAAAAUGUUGCGAAUUGUUUUUGGCGAUAACCCAAUUAUACGAAAGCAGGGUACAAUAUAGCCAUCUUAAACCUGAAUAAUUAUAAAAGUGGUGUGAAAUUGUUCGCCAAGACCUAAAUCCUACAAAAAGUGGUACGUAUGAAAGCCAAGUAGACGUCAUUUAAGUGACUGUUCAACUCCACUGUAAAUGCGAAGAUAUUUUCUAACUCAGGGGUGUCAAACUCAUUUUAGCUCAGGGGCCGCAUGGAGGAACACCUGUGCACACGCGGGCCGGACUAUUAAAAUCAUGACAUUAAAACUAAAAUAUAAAGACAACUUCAGUGCACUGUGAGUGAACGGGGACAUACAGUUGAUAGACAAUUGCGAUAGCCAAUCAGAUCACGAGUUGUUGUCAGUAAGGCCUUCUAGAUGGCUGAUGGAUGUUGAAGAUCCUGUGAUUGGAUACUCAUCUGGACCGUUAGCAGAUGAAUUUGAGAACACAUAGAGUUGAUAGACAGUUGCGAUGGCCAAUCAGAUCACAAGUUGUUGACAGUAGCUGUUCUGUUACAACUAAAAGUUGUAAACUCUUGUUGUUAAAGUGUGUCAUGCUUGUCAUUUAAUUAACAUUGUUACGUGUGUAUUUGUUGCCAUCAUGUGGUCAGGGCAGUUAAUAUAUCUUUGAGAAGUGUGUACUUUGAAUCAAACGUUAUUGACCGGAAGUUCCAUAAGCCAAGCAGAGAAAUGUACGGUAUAUGUUUUAAUUGCUGAUGCGUUUUAAUUGAUUUUUAAAUGCGCCAGAAAAUAACCCGUUUUGUAUACUGUGGAUGUGAUUCAGUGCCCAGUAGGGCGUAAAUGUGUUCCUGUAUAGUAUUUCUCCAGCAAUGGUCAUGUGGGGACAUCAAUUAUGGUAUUUUGAGAGGUAAUCAUUGAAGUCGGACAUCACUGAAGGCCUAGGUGGGAAACGCACGGCCCGCCACGGGAAUUAAGUAACGUUUAUGACAACCUUUUUCCAAAACACAAUAUAGAAUGUGAGAUACAACAGGAUAAUGCAUACAUUUAUCAUUUGUUUUCAAAACGCUUUACAAAAAAGUGGGACCCCAAGAAUGUACUGUGGGACCCUGUUUUUAUGACUUGAUGGGACCCCAUUUUGGAAGUUUCUAGCGCCAAGCCAACACUGAUGGGAGCAUUGGUGCACGCAAAACAGCAGCAGACGGCUGUGGCCUGCGGGCCGGUUCUAAUACUAAUCAAAUAUCAUCCCCGUAGAUCAGUGGUUCUUAACCUUGUUGGAGGUACCGAACCCCACCAGUUUCAUAUGCAUGUUCACCGAACCCGAACCGUAAUCAUAAAAUGAUGUUAUCAUAUUAAAGAAAUACUAAUAAAGAUGUAUUUUACAAACAGAAAGUUACAGGAAUGUACGCAUGAUCCCAUGUUUACAUCUCAUUGUGCAACAUGUGAAUGUUUUAGUGGGAACUAAAUGCGAUAUCUAAAAGGGAUACACAUUAUUUCCAAAGUAGGACCCCGACCCAGACAUAUAAUACUAGUACACAGCUCAUGAAAAACAAUAUAAUAAUAAUAAAACAUUGAACUUAUUUAGUCAGGUUUGGGACAGGUGUGCUGCAGGUGUGACCACAGUGCAUGUGCACGUCUGACAUGCACUCUACUAAAUGCUCAAGGAGUUUUUGCGUUUGUUCACACAUAUGGAAAAUUAGAGGGAACAUUGUUUGGGGGUAUCCAUAAUACGGCGACAUGGAGAAGUUUUUGUUUACACGAUGAGUCGGGUGUGUCUUGACCUCCGCGGCGGAGGCUCUGCCGAACCCCUGAGGCCGACCGACUCACCGAGCCCCUAGGGUUCGAUCGAACCCAGGUUAAGAACCACUGCCAUAGAUCAUUCAUUGACUCGACUUUGACACCCCUGUUCUAACUGCUACCGUACAAUCAAAAGAUCUCUUCGAAACAUUGAAGAAGUAUUUGUAAGAGCAGAUUUGGAUUGUGGUACCCAGUAGAACAGCAAUCGUCUAUCAUCUGACAUGAAAAGUGUCAGUUCAUUGCUAAAUGUUCCUCGUGACCAUCUGUUGGUGCACCCAUCUGUGCAAGAACACGUCCUGAGACUUUUACAACGUCUGGCAGCUCUUCUUCACCAGAACUUCCCGGAGCUUCUUGAGUCUGCGCUCCGUGACGGCUUUGACGUAGCUGUCGGACUGGAUGAUGGCCACGCCGUCCUGCACCACCCCCAUCACCAGCAGCGGGUUCUCCUCCAGGGUGAUGUUGGGGCAGGGACACGUCCAGUCUAUCUUGUCGAUGGUCACCUCCAGGUGCUCGGUGUUGAAGAAGGACAGGCCCAUCUUCUCGUCUCGGAGAACCUCCUCCAGGCUGAACCGCGCCAAUCCGGAGUCCAGGUCCUCCACCAGUUCGGUCAACCGCCCCACGAUGGCGAAGUCGCUGCGGCAUAAGCUGGGCACCAUCUUCCCUUUGACCCGACACGCCUUGCAAGGUUUCCUUCUGGGCGUCGGGCAGUUGGCGUCGCACUCCUUCUGCGUGCGGAAGCUGUUGGCGUUGCCAUGGCAGCCGCCGUAGGCGAACGCCUGGCAUCGUUUCAUCAUGGAGUUCCAAGCCCAACGCACUUCCCAGGUUUUGCAGGGCCCCUGGACCGCCGGCAGGGAGCAGACCCCCGCUCCCUCGCGCUGACACGACGCCUUGCACUCCUCGAACGUCUCGAAGCGGUUGCGGCUGUCGUCGCAGCCGCCAUUGCUGAAGGCCGCGCAGGAGCCCAGCUUGCCGUCGUAGAACCAAUCCACGUGGCGCUCGCCGCUGCACACUCUGGUGUCCGCUUCCGCCAGGCAGUCCGCCGGCGAGAAGGGCCUCCCCAUGGGCAUGUCGGGGUCCUCGGAGAAGUCGUCGCCCGCCCGGCGUAUGACCGACAAAGGGUAGUCGGCGCGGAGCACCCCCGCUGAGUUGCGUGCGACGCAGGUGUAGAUGCCCGUGUCCCACACCUGGGCGCUGUAGAUGACCAGCUGCCCGAUGUUGGUGAUGACCACGUUCCCGUACAUCUGAUCCGGCCUCAUGACCAGGCGCUCACGGCGGUCGCUUUGCUUCUCCCAGGUGACAUCGGGUCUGGGGACGCCGAUGACGUCGCAGUGGAAGCUGACCGUGCCGCCGACGUAGACGGACUGGUGGCGAGGGUUGGAGUACAGCGUGGGGGACAUGGGCUCCUCCCGGGAGGACGUGGGCGUGGGGUAGGCGGUGGUGUCCUGCGGCGCCGACGGGCUGGUGUGAGGCCCGGCCAGGUAGAACCUGCAGGCGACCACCGUCAGCGUCACGCCGCGGACGCAGGCCUCGGCGUCCAUGUAGCAGCGGUUGAAGUAGGUCAGGCCGUCCGAGGCGCAGGUGAAGUUGGGCUCCUUCUCGCACCUGUCCUGGCACUUGCAGACGGGUUGGUCGUCCCAGAUGUCACAGGUGGCUCCCUGCUGGCUGCAGAUAAAACCAUCGCACGUGGCCGCCGCCGUUGCCCCUUCGCCAAGGCCGCUGGGCUGAGCAGGCGUGCCAUCAGAGAAACGUGCGGCCACGCAGCUGCUGAGUCCGCACACGUUGGUGCAGCACUUCUCAAAGUCCGCACAAUCCUGACAAUUAAAUAAACAUACACAUAUAUAGUCGAGGUUACUGUGGUUUAUCCGUUAUACAGUGCUCAAUACCGGGUUAGAGCGGAAUAUACGUUAGCCUCUGUGUUUUUUC